AUGACCAGCGAGGUACCUGGCUAUUAUGAUCAAGAAAAUAGCGAAGGGUUACCUAUAUAUACGGCUCCUAGCGAGCCAUUACCGCAAUAUGAGCCUUCUCUCGAAUAUUUCGGAUUAUCAUUGAUUAAAACGGAGUUUUCGAGCCCAUAUCACUACAAUAAUGGAAACAGAUCGUGGAAACCGGUGUUGUUAGAAAUUAAUUCAACUCAGUUGAAUAUAUAUGACUUGAAGGUUGAAAAAAAGGUGUUAGAACUCAUUGUGGCCUUAUACAACGAUUCAAAUCAAUUGAAUGACGUGAUGCAAAUAGUACAAAAUGAAAAAAUGAAUAAUGACGGUGAUGAUGACUUGGACGAGAUGUGGAAUGAUGCAUAUCAGGGAGAGGUAGAUGACUUGAAACAAUCUACGUCGACCAAGUGGAAAAGCCUGUGGCACAAAUCCAAAUACAGCAAGGUGUUGAAUAAGAGCAUUUCGCAAUACUAUGAGCUUAUCAAGGAAAAUCGUAUGCUUUUUGAGCCUACCAGAUCGGCUACCGAAUACAGCAUAUUCAAAACAAAAUUUCAAGGAAACCAAAUUGCAUCGUACACAUUAAAUAACAUGUAUGUUGGGGAAGCACCCUCUUUAAAUCACCUAGUAUCGUCUAUGUAUAAAGAAGACAAAAGUCACAUAAAUAAGCACAACAUUUCUACAUUGGUAAAGUACAAGAACACCUUGAGAGUCAGAAUUGAAUUGAAGCAGAUGCUCUUGCAAUUUUGGUCGUUCUAUGGGAUGUUACAUUGGUUCAGAGCUUUAAGUAUAGCAAAGGACUUGAGUUCUCCGUUGGAAAAUAGAAGUGUGACAAAAUUAAAGAGCAUACCGUCACGGAAUAGCCGUAAUAAUAACUUGUUGGCGGCUACAGAAGCUGCAGCAAUGCUCGGCAUGGCAUCUGAAGAUCACGAUUUAACAUAUUUCACUGAUCCCUUCAAUUCUCACUCACCAAAGCAUAUAAUACUGGAAAAUAGUGACUAUGCUGAUGUAUCGACCGUGUCACUGGGUUCCAAUACCCCAUAUUCCGUCUUUUCCAAUGAAAGGCGUGAAUCGGUGGGUUCUACAUCUACCGAUAUUUCUACGAUACCCAACAACAGAUAUAACAAAAACAUUAACAAAUUCAGUCUUGUGUCGUAUGAUAAGGUAUUCGCUACAACUGUUGAAAAACAGUACAUUUCAAACUGCAUUCCUGAUUUAAACUCUUUCGACAAAUGGUGUGGAUUGGAUGUCACCGUAUCCAAUUACAAGCAAUAUCUCAGUCCUAGUCAGCAAAACGCGUCCUCUAAAAAUAUCUUCAUUUCAUCAUCGGCAUUAGACAACGCAUCUUGGGGCAUAAGUAAGGUGUUGAAAAAGCAACCCCAACAGUCCAAUUGUAGCAAGAACUUUGUUAUCGACCUGAAAGGUUUGGUAAGCCUUGCACAUUAG
Messenger RNA from Debaryomyces hansenii CBS767, 1449 nucleotides. RefSeq lists its product as uncharacterized. Bases 1 to 1449 code for a protein of 482 amino acids. NCBI's taxonomy places the organism in Eukaryota, Fungi, Ascomycota, Pichiomycetes, Serinales, Debaryomycetaceae. The record is from RefSeq and is a predicted model, not a curated record. The transcript has a single exon.